Molecule: messenger RNA, 555 nt
Organism: Zea mays
Lineage: Eukaryota; Viridiplantae; Streptophyta; Magnoliopsida; Poales; Poaceae
Exons: 2
Coding region: 1-555 (184 amino acids)
Source: RefSeq, a predicted model, not a curated record
AUGAGAUGGACAAAUGUGAUGUCUGCUUUUGUUCUUAAGCGUUUCUGUCAGCUAAUUUCAACUGGGAUUAGGACUGACAAAGGGUUCAAGGAGGUGCACCUUAAUCAGGUUGCAAAGGACCUCAAGGAGUUCAGUGGGCAUGAUGUCACUGGGACUCAGGUGUAUAAUCACCUGCGCAAGUGGAGGCAGAGAUGGGUUAGGAUCAUCAAACUUAGAGAGCUUAGUGGGGCUCUGUUUGAUGAGGACAACCAUAUGAUCACCCUAGAAGAAGAACACUAUAAUGGCCAUGUUAAGGCUCACCCUAAGGAUGCUGAACUACUUAAUAAACCCAUAGAGAACUACAAGCAAAUGGAGGUCAUCUUUGGCAAUGGCCUGGCCACUGGCAAGUUUGCCAUGGGCUCCAGUGAGCCACUGGGUUCUCCUUCAGACUUUGUUGAGAGCUCAUUUAAGUCUGAUGAGAAUGUUAAGGGGGCAGAGGAUGGGAGCAAGAAGGAGGUGCCUGUUAGUGGUGGUUCUGGAAGUGGGUCUGGGAAAAAAGGAAGAGGUCAGUGCUAA